Molecule: messenger RNA, 1797 nt
Organism: Cotesia congregata
Lineage: Eukaryota; Metazoa; Arthropoda; Insecta; Hymenoptera; Braconidae
Source: the annotation of a GenBank genome assembly
AUGAGCUGCAUUAGGUGUUGUUUGUAUAAUACGAGAUCUUUAGUAUCUGCGAAUCAUGUUACACAUCAUGUGCAAAAAAUAGUACGAGUUGUCGCAACAAGAUCAUUAGCAACAACUAGUGUGUUAUCAAAGGCACCUAGUGAACCAACACCACCUAAUAAAGACAUUGGUAAUAGCGCGGGAAGUAAUGGAAAUGGAAAUGGAAAUGGAAAAGGAGGUGGCGGAAAAAAAAAUACCUUGACAUGCCCAAAGUGUGGGGAUCCUUGUACACAUGUUGAAACAUUCGUAUCGUCAACGAGAUUCGUGAAAUGCGAAAAGUGUUCCCAUUUCUUUGUGGUACUGUCGGAAAUAGACUCAAAAAAAAGUCUCAAAGAAACAACAAGAAGUGAUGAUUCCAAACAAGGAUUUUAUCGGAAACCACCACCUCCUCCAAAAAAGAUAUUCGAGUACUUGAAUAAGCAUGUAAUAGGUCAAGAAUAUGCUAAAAAAGUUUUGAGUGUAGCAGUAUACAAUCAUUAUAAGCGUAUUCACAAUAAUCUUCCACCUCAGAACUCAGUGCAAGCCAGUUCAAGUCAAGUUGGACCUCAAGAGCUCAACUACCCGUUUACUCACAGAGGUCUUAAACCGCAUCUACUUCACGUAUCAAGCUUGGGGAAUCCAUUAAGUGUUGGUUUUCAAAAUCCAUCAAGUAAUAAUGAUCAGCAAAAAGCAAAUGCAAACCAAUCAGUUCCUGGUUCAGAUAUUUUAGACAGUACACAACAUCAAUUAAAAUUGGAGAAGAGUAAUAUUCUACUCUUGGGUCCGACUGGAUCAGGAAAAACCUUAUUAGCGCAAACAAUAGCCCAGUGUUUGGAUGUACCCUUUGCAAUUUGUGAUUGUACAACUCUCACUCAAGCUGGGUACGUUGGUGAAGAUAUUGAGAGUGUAAUAGCUAAAUUACUUCAAGAUGCAAAUUAUAUUGUUGAAAGAGCGCAAAUGGGUAUCGUAUUUUUGGAUGAAGUAGAUAAAAUUGGCGCGGUACCCGGAAUUCAUCAGUUACGUGAUGUUGGUGGUGAAGGUGUACAACAGGGUAUGUUGAAAAUGUUGGAAGGUACUAUUGUCAAUGUACCAGAAAGAAAUAGUUCUCGUAAAUUACGUGGUGAUACUUUGCAAGUUGAUACAACAAAUAUAUUAUUUGUUGCGUCUGGUGCUUAUAACGGCCUUGACAGACUUGUAUCACGACGUAAAAACGAAAAGUAUCUAGGCUUUGGUGCUGCACCAGCUACUGAAAGUCCAGGUAGAAGAGCAGCAACAUUAGCUGAUAUUGCCAAUAUGUCUCCAUCAACUGAAGAUGAUAAUAAAGAAAAAGAUAUUUUAUUGAGACAAGUUGAAGCGCGAGAUCUGAUUGAUUUUGGAAUGAUUCCCGAGUUUGUCGGAAGAUUUCCCAUUUUAGUACCUUUCCACACACUUGACAGAAAAAUGCUUGUAAGAAUUUUGACUGAGCCUAACAAUGCAAUGGUUCCACAGUACCAAAUGUUGUUCUCAAUGGAUAAGGUUGAUUUGACAUUUACGAGUGACGCUCUGGAUGCUAUAGCAGCACUUGCAAUGGAUCGGAAGACAGGAGCUCGAGGACUACGUGCGAUCAUGGAAUCUCUUCUUUUAGAACCUAUGUUUGAUGUUCCUGGCAGCGAUGUUCUGACGGUUCACGUUACUGAAGGAUCUGUUCGAGGUACAGACAAACCUCAGUAUAUUAGAAGAGGUGGUGAUUCAACUGAAGAAGAACAACAACAAGCACACGCACAACAUGUGAAUAAUUGA